AUGGCAAAUACUUUGGGUGACGACAAGAUCCUCAGCUACAACGAUGUUGUCCUCAGGAGAUCCGAUUUAGACAUCCUAAACGAACCCAAUUUCUUAAACGAUCGCAUCAUCGAGUUCUACCUAAGCUACUUAUCCACACUCCACACUUCCCCUACCAUCUCCCUCAUCCCUCCCUCCAUUGCCUUCUAG
Eruca vesicaria subsp. sativa (arugula) is the source of this 189-nucleotide messenger RNA. NCBI's taxonomy places the organism in Eukaryota, Viridiplantae, Streptophyta, Magnoliopsida, Brassicales, Brassicaceae. The record is from the annotation of a GenBank genome assembly.